UUAUUUUCACAAAAUGCGUUCACGAUUGGGAGUAUCAUUCCUAGUCGGUCUUUUAUUGGUUUUGGCCCUGAUUGGUAUGGCCAGUUCUUCUGGUAAAUCGCGAAAUCGAGAAGAUCGCUUCGAUGUGGAGAUCGAGAAUUACGAGAACCAUGGGUCCAACGAGAUCAUUGACUCUUGCGAAAGUUCAGAAAGUUUGGAGAGUUUAAACUGCCAGCGAAGUCAAAGUAAACCUUACAAGCGAAAAACCUUUCGAUUUGCUCUUUAAAAUUGCCAAUAAAAAUUGUUAAAAUUUUA
This is a messenger RNA of Drosophila bipectinata, 294 nucleotides long. RefSeq lists its product as uncharacterized. Lineage: Eukaryota; Metazoa; Arthropoda; Insecta; Diptera; Drosophilidae. The record is from RefSeq and is a predicted model, not a curated record.